GAUAGAGCAAAUUCAUUCAACAACAUCGUAAAUUUGUCAACUUACCAACUUUCAAAGAUUCCGAAGAUGGGGCGCGGAGAUGUUCCCUGCCACAUCAUCGGCAAGGUCUUCGAUGAGAACCAACAGAUCAUGGAUCUUAUCGACGAGCUCGCAGCAGAGAAAGAGCAAAACAAGGCCCAGCUGCAACGCAUUCUUGACAAGAUCUACAGGAAUAUCGCCAGAUACGGUGAUGCCUCAGAGGGCAAGCAAAGUGUUGAAGCUUAUGUCUACGACGGAUGGCGAGGCCUCCUAAACACCAUUAAAGCUAUCCUGAGACUGCUUGGUACCGACUUUGUAGGCGCCAGGAUGUGUUUGUUUCUCGGUGCAGAACUCAUCCGUCAUCCCGGUGUCCCCAAAUAGUAUGAAGACGAUACAGCAGAUGAGGAGCUUGCCGAUUUAUAUGAGCUUUGCAC
Messenger RNA from Fusarium oxysporum Fo47, 452 nucleotides. RefSeq lists its product as uncharacterized. The coding region runs from base 67 to 399 and encodes 110 amino acids. The transcript has a single exon. The record is from RefSeq and is a predicted model, not a curated record. Lineage: Eukaryota; Fungi; Ascomycota; Sordariomycetes; Hypocreales; Nectriaceae.